AUGGUUUCUCCAAAGAAAUAUAGAAGUGGUAAUCGUAGUACCAACAAAAUGGUUUGCCGAGUCUGCCUUGAAGAUCACCCUCUUCGCUUCUGCUCGAAAUUUCGACAAGUAGACUACAACGAGAGGAUGAGGCUUGUCUCCAUAUAUAAGUACUGCGCUGGAUGCUUAAGCCAUGAUCACACCUGGCGUACUUGUCAAAGUACUGGGGCAUGUAAACGCUGUGGAGAUAUGCAUCACACGCUUCUUCAUAAACCAGGGACAAGACCACGUUCGUCUUCCCAUAAUAAAAACAAAAAGGUCAAGCGUUUACAAAGGGGACCUAGUUCGUCUUCUCGCCCAAAGAGUAGUGGACCUAGUUCGUCCCAGAUCUCAACCAGGGGACCUCGUUCGUCCAGUGAUCGAGAGACAGUCAUACAAAUGGUAUCAGGGGACAGAUAUGUGACGGAGCGCGUUUUGAUUGAUCCCGGGGCAGAAUGCUCUAUUAUAUCAGAGGAAGUUGUUCGUCGUUUGGGAACAAAAACAGUUCGAGUGGGAAGCAAAGAGAGGUGCCUGAUUACUUUUCGUGGAAAUCAUGGAAUUAGUGCCACAGUGGAAACUCAUGCUGAAGUCCGGCGCAAACAUUUGGUCAUGGUUCCACGAAAAACGGUCGAUGGGAGGAUAGUAGAAGAGUUUCCUGGACUACAGUUGGCUGAUCCUCAAUUUUAUGUUGCUGCUGAAGUGCAAAUUACGCUGGGUGCUGAUGUUUAUCCCCGGAUAAUAAGAAACGGUGUUGUUGGUGGAUCAUUUGGCAAACCAUUAGCUCAAUUUUCUAUUUUUGGAUAUAUAAUAUCUGGAUCUUGUGCUCCAUAA
Messenger RNA from Calliphora vicina (urban bluebottle blowfly), 849 nucleotides. RefSeq lists its product as uncharacterized. NCBI's taxonomy places the organism in Eukaryota, Metazoa, Arthropoda, Insecta, Diptera, Calliphoridae. The coding region runs from base 1 to 849 and encodes 282 amino acids. The record is from RefSeq and is a predicted model, not a curated record. The transcript is spliced from 2 exons.